Molecule: messenger RNA, 1661 nt
Organism: Aphanomyces astaci
Lineage: Eukaryota; Oomycota; Saprolegniomycetes; Saprolegniales; Verrucalvaceae
Exons: 5
Coding region: 175-1449 (424 amino acids)
Molecular function (GO): metal ion binding
Source: RefSeq, a predicted model, not a curated record
GCUGGUUCUGCUUCGUCGCCACAAAGAGGUGCACGUCGAUGAUAGGCCGUUCCUCUGGCAUCGGUUGGAGCAGUUGGGUGGCAGAAACCUUCAUAACAUCGAGCAGAAACACCAUCCGUCGCAUAUGUCCCAUUCAUUUUACCAAUCGCUUGCAACCUGAAGGUUGGAUUUGUGAUGCUACCUACGGCUGACGUGUUCGAGUGCCACCUCCCGCUGUCCGCUUCUGUCCGCGACGACUUGCUUGAGAUUGCAGGGGGGGCGUGGAAAGGGCUCGUCGAAAAUGCCAUCGCGUCCGAAGUCUACCCCAUCGACAAGAUCGUGCGCAACAGGACCACGGGCCGCUGUGCCACGCUACGCCGCCCGCGAGACAUCGUGGACGCCACGCAAGGCAUGGUAGCCCAUAGCCGGACGCGGGCGACGAUUGAACAAGCCGCCGACUUUUUUUACUUGGACACGCCAGCCAAGGCCCAGCAGUUUGCGCGGGUCAUGGACGAGCUGGUGGAGGCAAAACGGGCGCUGUACCCCCUGGUGGACCGACCAGUAGUUGUCACCGACGGACACAAAAACUGCGACAACAUCGUCGUCCCUGCAACCGCCAGCGCGCUAGAUUACAUGUCAGUGGACUGGAUGAUGAUCAAGUUCAAGAAAGGCGUGCCAGCACGCGACUUAUGCUACCUCGAGAUCCACAAAGAAUUCAAGUUUGCGUGUCCGCUCACGGGCGUCACCCGACGGGGGUGGGUGCGCUGCAUCCACUCGGUGCGCAUGGACUGUUGCCCUGACAUGCAAAAGAAGUUUGGCGUCAUUCGCAUGGAGAUUCACCGGUCGGGGCACGUGUUUAUGGAAUCCAACGAAGCGGGGGUCCUCGACUACUACAAAUUGUACUUUGGCAGCCCGCGGGGCGCCGUCCUCGGCAAGCAUUUCAACGGGUUGUACCUCAAGGGUGCGAUGCGGACGUCAGCUCGCUCGAUUCUAAAUCUAGAUGAACACUUCACCACGGAACGGUUGAAACCAUUGCUAUCGGCUCCGCUGGACAUGAGUCUCGCCCAUGCCGCGACUUGCGGCACUUGCCGGCUAGCCUUCUCGUGGCGGCACCCCAAAAAGCUAUGCCGCGCCUGUGGGGACCCCAUCUGCCCCAAAUGUAGCUCGCAGUGGUCACUCACCCUUCACGGGUCCGCCAUUAAGGUUCCCCUGUGCAAGCGAUGCGUGGGGCCUGGCUUAAACGUGGACGACGCUGACGAGAUGUACCUGAUCGAGUCCAAGGACCGCAAGCAACGGUACUCCACGGCCAGCGACGUGGUCAGCACCAUCCGCGAAACCUACCUUUCGAUCGAUAGGAGCGAGUCGUCGUCGAGCUCGUUUGCGAACGACAUAAUGCACGGCAUUGACCAGCAAAAGGAGUUGCUGCACAAGCUGCAAGACCGAUUGGCGGCGAUUCGACCUGCAUAUUAACCCCCCCUCCUCCCCCGACUGUCAUGUGCUCGUGUAGUCUUGUGUGCUACGUCCUGUAGUAGAUGUAAAGAGUUAUACCCUACUAGAGCAAUAGUGUCGCAGUACAACUCCUUAAAUAAGGUCACAAAGUUUUGGGGUCAUGACGCACUAACCAAUUUGACUUUUCUGGAAGAUAAGGUGUCAAUCAAAGCUGGAAUGUGUAUCUAUCAAAU